Molecule: messenger RNA, 789 nt
Organism: Dentiscutata erythropus
Lineage: Eukaryota; Fungi; Glomeromycota; Glomeromycetes; Diversisporales; Gigasporaceae
Source: the annotation of a GenBank genome assembly
AUGCAGGCUGUUUUUGUGAAAGAUGGUUUCUUCUCUGUUGGAGAAAUUCCAAAAGAAAUAAAAGAUGAUGCUAUCGUCCAAGUAUUGGUGACUGAUUAUGCUGGUCAAGAACAUAAUUUUAUUAUAAAGGUCAUUUUCCCGUAUUAUAACUCGUGUUUUGUUCAUCUGAAGGAUAAUGUUCAGCCUCAUAAGUUGCUUAUUUUUGUCAUGAGACAAAUGGAAAUUAUUAAUAAUGAGUUUUAUGUCUAUGCAAAUAGCAUUAAUCAUAUUGAUACUCAGUUUCUUUAUAAAAAAAAUGUUGUACCUAAUAAUGUUGAUUCUCAGGUUUUUUCUUCUCCUAGAAAUACCAUUUGUUCUAAACUUAUAGCUACUCACCAGAAUGUUUCUGAAAAUUUGAAGGAAAGGUCUGAACAUAAAAUUGGAAUUUCUAGUGACCAUACUGAGAAAUCUAUUUUAUCAGAUUCUUUAAAUGAUAUUCGUUCAUUGAGAUGUAUGCGUGUUGAAGAUUGUGAUAAUUCUGCUAAAGAGUUUUCAGGAAGUGGGUUUGAUAAUGAGAUGUCUACAGUAUUUGGUGAUAAUGUUUGUGGAAAUGAAUCAAAUUUAUCAGGUAGUUCUUCAUCAAAAUGUACUUGGACUGAAGAUUUCAAAGAGUCUGUAAGUGGAUCUUGUACUAAGAAAAGUGAUAAUUUAGUUGAUAGCGAUCAAGGUGAAGAAUAUUUGGAUUCUAUUGUGAAUAGCAAGUGUAAAAAAGAGAGUAAUAGAAAGGGUAAAUCGCUCUUUACAUCAUAA